Chenopodium quinoa (quinoa) is the source of this 4216-nucleotide messenger RNA. RefSeq names its product RRP12-like protein. The record is from RefSeq and is a predicted model, not a curated record. Lineage: Eukaryota; Viridiplantae; Streptophyta; Magnoliopsida; Caryophyllales; Amaranthaceae. The transcript is spliced from 18 exons. Bases 126 to 3962 code for a protein of 1278 amino acids.
CGUUGCUAGGCUAAGCGCUACCCUUUGCCACAGCCACCUAAAACCCUCCAAAACCCUAGCAUUUCAUCAUCACUACCAAUCAAUUCUAGGGUUUAAAACCGUCUUCUUCCCCAAUUUCAUCCGCCAUGGAUAUGGAAAUUGAAGGUUUAGACCUUCAAGAAUUCGACCCAAUUGAAGAAUUCAACCCAAUUGAAGAGCAAAAUGAAGAUUUCUGCACCUCAAUCAUCUCGCAAUUCGGAAAAUCCAAUAACGAACAACACCUCAAUCUCUGCAAUGUUAUCGGAACAAUGUCGCAAGGUCUCAAAGACAACAACGUUCCUCUCUUACCUGCGGCGUACUUUGGUUCCAUUGUUUCUUCCCUUGACCGACUUUGUGUCUCCUCUGAUUCUUCCUCCACGUCACCCGACCACAAUGUUGAGGCACUUCUUACUUUGAUGAGUUUGAUAAUGCCGAGGAUUCCUGUUGGGAGUCUUAGGAAGAGGAAGGUGUUGUUGUUGGAUUUGUUGAUUAGGGUUUUACAAGGCGGUAGUUGUUUGUCGACUGAUGGUGUUGUGGCUGGGUUGAGCUGUGUUUCUGGGUUGCUGGUUAUUAGGGAUUCUUUAAAUUGGUCUGAUGUUAGUCAAUAUUAUGGGUUUCUUCUUGCAUUCGUCACUCAUUCGGAUAGUAAGGUGAGGAAGCAAUCGCAUAUUUGUAUUCGAGAUGUAUUACAAAGCUUCCAGAGAUGUCCACUGUUGGCACCUGCAAGUGAAGGAUUCACUAGCAUGUUUCAGAAAUUGGUGCUUCUUGCUGGAGCAUCAAAAGGUGCCCCUGCUGAGAUAGCCCAGGAGAUUUUGCAUGUCCUUGAGGCUCUUAAAGAUUGUCUGCCUUAUAUUUCUAUGAAAUACAAAACAUCCAUCCUGAAGUACUACAAAACCCUAUUGGGAGUGCGUAAGCCCCUUGUCACAAGGCGUAUAACAGAUAGUUUGUAUGUCCUUUGCCUUGACCCUAGUGUGGAAGUUAAACCCGAAGAUUUGGUAGACCUUCUAAGCGCUUUGGCUACUUCAGUUCAAGUGGAUGAAACGUCAGCUGAUGGCAUGAAUGUUACUGCUCGUCUGUUGGAUGUCGGUAUGAGGAAGGUUUACAAUCUCAACAGGCAGAUCUGCGUUGAUAAGCUUCCACUUGUACUAAAUGCUUUGCAAGAUAUUUUUGGAUCUGGGUUCGAGGAAGCUAAAUUUGCUGCGACCGAGUCAUUAAAGAAUCUGAUACAAGCUUGUGUUGAUGAAGACCUAAUAAAGAAAGGUGUUGACCGAGCAAACAGUAAUUUAGACUUCAACAACAGAAAGUCUGCACCGUCUAUUAUUGAGAAAAUUUGUGCUACUAUUGGAAGUUUUCUCGACAACAGAUAUCGUAGCGAGUGGGACAUGGCCUUCCAGAUUGUCUCUUUGAUGUUUGACAAACUAGGUACUUUCUCUUCUGUCCUUCUAAGAGGCAGCCUGGAGAGCUUGGCAAGCAUUGAAAAGGAAAGCGAGGAAGAUUUCCCAGAGAGGAAAAAGUUGCAAGAUUGCAUUGGAUCAGCACUUGCGGCAGUGGGACCUGAAGUCUUUUUAUGCAUUUUGCCACUGAAUUUGGAAGCUGACACUCUGUCUGAUAUUAAUGGUUGGCUUUUCCCAAUUCUAAAACAGUAUACAGUUGGUGGACGUAUGAGGUUCUAUGUCGAGUCAUUGCUGGGUAUGGUUGAAAACCUUAAGCAAAAAUCUAAAAAGCUUAAGUUAGAGGGGCAAGUCCAGGCAUCAAGAUAUACAGACAGGAUUGUAUACCAAGUGUGGACCUUAUUGCCUUCAUUUUGCAAUUACCCUUUGGACACUGCUGAAAGCUUCAAACUUCUUGAGGAAGUUUUAUGCAAUGCUUUGUAUAAAGAGCCUGAUCUUCAAGGAAUUAUUUGCUCCAGUUUGCAAAUCCUCAUACAACAGAAUAAGUGUAUUCUAGAAGGAAACAAUUAUGUACCCAGCGAUAAACUAAAUGCUCCCAUUGAGAGAGCUAUUGGUUUUUACAAUCAAGAGGUGGCUUCUGCUAAUUUGGGAGUGCUGAGAUCUUCUGCUCGUAAUUUCUUGUUAGUUUUAUUCAAUGCUUUCCUGAACUCCACAAAUGAUCCUGGUGGAAGCUUGCUGUCUACAAUAGGUGAAUUCGCAUCAAUAGCGGGUGAAGAUACUGUGUCAAAAUUACUUAGGAAAGAAAUGAAACAACUUUUGAAGUUCACUGAUGAUGGCAAUAAAAGAGAUGCAAUGGAGAUUGACUUUUCAUCCGGUGAUAAUUCAUUUUCUUGCAAGAGAGCUCAGCAUUUUGAUCUGGCUGUUUCACUUUUGCCUGGUUUGGGUCCUCAGGAUACUGAUAUCUUGUUUUCUACCAUAAUUCCAGCACUGGAGGAUGUCGAUGGCUUGAUCCAAAAGAAGGCGUACAAGGUUCUUUCAAUGAUUCUCAAGAAUUCGGAUGGGUUUAUUUCAAGGAAGAUUGAAGAACUUCUCAAGUUGAUGAGUGAAGUGCGGUCUAAAUGCCAUUUCUCAGCCAAACGUCAUAGGCUUGACUGUUUGUAUUUUGUUAUUGUCCAUGUGAUCAAGGAUGAAGCAGGAUGGGAUAAAAUCAGUCCUUUCAUAGUUGAAAUUGUACUUGCGCUGAAAGAGGUUAAUAAGAAAACCAGAAAUCGGGCUUAUGAUAUUCUAGUCCAAAUUGGUCAUGCUUGUGACGAGGAGAAGGGAGGGAAAAAGAAGGAGCAAGGAGGGGAAAAGAAGAACUUAUUCCAAGUCUUUGAGAAAGUAGCUGCAGGCCUUGCCAGCGAUUGUUCGCAUAUGAUCAGUGCAACUGUGAAAGGGUUGGCUCGCUUGGCUUAUGAAUUUUCCGAUUGUCUUUCUGGUGCAUGCGAUCUGUUUUCCCCUUCACUUUUACUUCUUGAGAGGGAGGACAAGGAGAUCAUUAAAGCUAAUUUGGGUCUACUUAAGGUUUUGGUUGCAAAAUCACCAUCUGAGAUCCUGCAAAUUUACCUGAAAGGCAUGGUUGAUGGUAUUUUAGUACGGCAGGAUGGCUCCAUGAAGCAUUUCAAAGCUAAGGUUAAACACUUGUUGGAGAUGCUUGUCAAGAAAUGUGGCCUUGAUGCUAUUAAGGCUGUAAUGCCAGAAGAUCAUAUGAAACUUCUUACUAAUAUUCGCAAGAUAAAAGAGCGGAAAGAAAGGAAGUUGGCAUCCAAUUCUGAGACAAGUUCCUACCUGUCAAGAGCAACUACGUCCAGGCAAAGUGGAUGGGGUCACACAAAGAUAUUUUCUGACUUUGAUGAAGAAUUUAGUGAUGGGGAUGAUAUGGAUGCUGGGACAUCUGUUGGUCGACGGAGCAGAUCAUCUUCCAAGUUAAAAUCAAAAGCGCCUUCAUCAAGGUCAAGGAAAACGAGGUCUGGAAGGAGCUUAUUAGAAGUUGACCUAGAAGAUGAACCACUUGAUCUUCUGGACCAGCGUAAAACAAGGCUAGCUCUUCGUUCUGGUGGAAAUCUGAAAAGGAAGCUUGAUUCAGAAGAUGAGCCCGAGUUUGAUGAGGAUGGACGACUAAUAAUUCGUGAGGAAGGAAAACCCAAGAGUGAGAAAUAUUAUGAUGAUAAUUAUGAAUAUGAUGAAGAUAAAACUGAUGUUCGAAGCUUUGUUUCUUCUAAAUCAAAGAAGGCUGACCAGAAGCGCAGGAAAACAUCUGAGUCAGGAUGGGCCUAUACUGGUAAUGAGUAUGCUAGUAAGAAGGCUCGUGGAGAUUUGAAAAAGAAGGGCAAAUUUGAGCCGUAUGCAUACUGGCCACUGGACCGUAAGAUGCUCAGCCGUAGACCCGAGCACCGGGCUGCUGCUAGAAGGGGUAUGCGUAGUGUUGUUAAGUUGACAAAAAAGCUCGAAGGGAGGAGUGUUGCAAGUGCACUUUCCAUUAAGAGCAAGGUAAAAAAGGCUCAUAAGAAAUGAAAGGUAGCUUAGAAUGCUCAAUAUUCUGUUACUAGUUUUUUUAUUUAUUUUCGUGUUAUUUAUAGAAAAAAAUAAUAGGAAUUUUGAAAAGAACUUAUUUUAUUUUUCUCCCUAGUACACAUAUGUUAUGAGUCUACAAUGUAAGUGCAGUCUAAUUUUGACGUCAUGUAAAUUCAUGAUUUCGUUUUGUAAUGAUGCAUCAUAAAUUGAUUAAUGAAUGAAUUUAUUCGAUGAUAAAUUGAUUUAUUCCUUCA